GUGGUGGCGGCUGUGGGUUUUUCUGCAGGCGAUCCUUUUGAGUGAUUUGUUUCACGCACGCGCCCUGCUGUGGGGUAAAGCGGCAGAUUCAUGCUGCUGUCAUUUGUCGUUAAAACGAUGGGCUUGUGUGUACCUUUUGGAUUUGAGGGCAGGGAGAUGACAUUGUGACUUGGCUUCCUGUGACCGUCCAUUCUCAAGGCCUGAGACCUGGGAGGAAGCUGGAGAAAAGAUGCCCUCUGAAUCUUUCUGUUUGGCUGCCCAGGCUCGCCUUGACUCCAAAUGGUUGAAAACAGAUAUACAGCUGUGCAGUCAGAGAAGAAAUGCCUUAGAAAGGCAAGCAAGUGGCUUUUGGAAUAUACAGAAGAAUAUGAUCAGAUAUUUACUCCUAAGAAAAAACAAAAGAAGGUACAGGAGCAGGUGCACAAGGUAAAUUCCCGCUGUGAAGAGGAAAGCCUUCUAGCCCGAGGUCGAUCUAGUGCUCAGAACAAGCAGGUGGACGAGAAUUCUUUGAUUUCAACCAAGGAAGAGCUUCCAGUUCUUGAAAGGGAGGCUCUGUAGACCAGGCGCAGUGGCUCACGCCUGUAAUCCCAGCACUUUGGAAGGCCGAGGCGGGUGGAUCACGAGGUCAGGAGAUGGAGACCAUCCUGGCUAACAUGGUGAAAUCCUGUCUCUACUAUAAAUACAAAAAAUUAGCCGGGCAUGGUGGCAGGAGCCUGUAGUCCCUGCUACUAGGGAGGCAUGAACCCGGAAGACUGAGCGUGCAGUGAGCGGGGAUCCCAUGACUGCACUCCAGCCUGGGUGACACAGCAAGACUCUGUCUCAAAAAAAAAGGAGGUUCCAUUUUUGGAGGGCCCCUUGGCUCAGUCAGAACUUGGAGGUGGACAUGCUGAGUUGCCACAGCUGACCUUGUCUGUACCUGUGGCUCCGGGAGUCUCUCCACGGCCUGCCCUUGAGUCUGAGGAAUUGCUAGUUAAAACACCAGGACUUUAUGAAAGUAAACAUCAAAGAAAACCAACUAAGAAACUUCUUGAAUCCAAUGAUUUAGACCCUAGAUUUAUGCCCAAGAAGGGGGACCUUGGCCUUUCUAAAAAGUGCUUAAGAAGCUGGUCACCUGGAGAAUGGAAUAACUGAAUCUUGUGCCACAUCUUUUUCAACAGAUUUUGGUGGAGGCACUAUCAAGAUAUUUGACAAACCAAGGACGCAAAAACGACAGAGGCAUGCUGCAGCCAAGAUGCAAUGCAAAAAAGUGAAAAAUGAUGACUCAUCAAAAGAGAUUCCGUGCUCAGAGGGAGAACUAAUGCCUCACAGGACGGCCACAAGCCCCAAGGAGACUGUUGAGGAAGGUAUAGAACACGAUCCUCGGAUGGCUGCCUCUAACACAAUGCAGGGUGAAUGUGGUGGAGGAGCUGCACUCAAGGAGAAUGUUUGACAGAAUUGUGAAAAAUCAGGUGAGCUGCUGUUAUGUGAGGCUCAGUGCUGCAGGGCUUUCCACCUGGAGUGCCUUGGAUUGACUGAGAUGCCAAGAGGAAAAUUUAUCUGCAAUGAAUGUCACACACAGGCUCUCCCGGCUGUGAUUGACCUUCAGUUACAGAGAGAGGGAGCAGAGUGGGACCAGGUCUGAGAAUAGUGAAGCAACUCAUUCCUUUCAGGACAUUCCCUCUGAUGUCCUAUUUUCAAACUGGUCUCUGGAGGAGCCUAAGGUGAUCUCCGCCUUCUCUGGAAAGCAGGCCGGGAAGCACGUGGUGCACAUCGCUUGCGGGAGCACUUACAGCGCGGCCAUCACUGCCGAGGGGGAGCUGUACACCUGGGGCCACGGGAACUGCGGCCGGCUGGGCCACGGCUCCAGUGAAGAUGAGGCCACUCCGAUGCUGGUAGCUGGGCUUAAAUAAGGACUGAAGGUCACCGAUGUGGCGUGUGGGAGUGGGGACGCUCAAACCCUGGCUGUCACUGAGAAUGACAGUGGUGACCCUGGCCAGGAGCGCGGACGUGCUGAGCAUCGUGCAGUCGGCUGCCCAGGCCGUGCUGCAGAGCGGCUGUCCGUGCUGCUGCCCACCACGGAGGAGCAGGCCCGGGCACUCUCUGCUCUCCUGCCCUGCGCAGUUUCAGGCAAUGAAGUGAACAUAAGUCCAGGUCGUCAAUUCAUGAUUGAUCUUCUGGUGGGCAGCUUGAUGGCUGCUGGAGGGUUGGAGUCAGCCUUACACGCAGCCAUUACUGCGGAGAUCCAGGAUACUGAGGCCAAAAAAGAAGCACAGAAGGAAAAAGAAAUUGAUGAACAGGAAGCGAAUGCCUCAACAUUUCAUAGAAGCAGGACUCCAUUGGAUAAAGACCUUAUUAAUACGGGGAUCUGUGAGCCUUCUGGCAAACAGUGUUUGCCUCUGGUUCAGCUCAUACAACAGCUUCUUAGGCUGGAGUGCAAUGACGCGAUCUUGGCUCACUGCAACCUCCACCUCCCAGGUUCAAGUGAUUCUCCUGCCUCAGCCUCUCGAGCCGCUGGGAUUACAGAUGAUAGUGUCGAACCAAGUGGAACAAAGAAAGAAGAUCUGAAUGACAAAGAGAAAAAAGAUGAAGAAGAAACUCCUGCACCUGUAUAUAGGGCCAAGUCAAUUCUGGACAGCUGGGUAUGGGGCAAGCAACCAGCAGGUUCAUCAGCUGCUGGAGGAGUGCCGGACAGGAUGAAAGCACAGGAGAACUUUCUGGAUGAUAGAAAUGUUCCAUAUCUUCAAAGGAGGAAGAGGAAGACAGAGCUCUUACUAGAGGGAGGCAGAGAUGGCACAGCAAGAGACAUGCCCCCAGAAUGGCACCACUGCCCCAGGACAGGCCCACCCAUGGGACCAGAUGUGAAAAGAGAGGUCCAAAGAACUCAAGCAAUUUGCCAUAAAUCGUGUCCCUCGCAGAUGGAGAGAGAGUCUCGUCCUGUUGUCCAGGCCGGAAUGCAGUGGCAUGAUCUUGGCUCAUUGCAAGCUCCGCCUUCCGGGUUCACACCAUUCUCCUGCUUCAGCCUCCUGAGCAGCUGGGACUAUAGACGCCCACCACCACGCCUGGCUAAUUUAUUGUAUUUUUUAGUAGAGACGGGGUUUCACCCUGUUAGCCAGGAUGGUCUCAAUCUCCUGACCUCGUGAUCCACCCUCCUCGGCCUCCCAAAGUGCUGGGAUUACAGGCAUGAGCCACUGCGCCCAGACUUGUGAGGUUUUAUUAUGAAGUAUUAAAGCUAUGCUGUUUAGACAAUUUGAGAAAUGUUUCUUCUCCUAUUUCUGACAGAGUUGAUGUAAGAUGUGUGCUAUUUCUUCCUUAAGCAUUUGGAAAGAAUUCACUUAUUAAGCCAUGUGAGACUGUAGUUUUCUUUAUAAGGUGUUUAAUUACAGGUUCAAUUACAUAUAUUUGAAUAUUCAUUUUGGUAUCCUGUGUUUGCUGAAUCAAUUUGUUCAUUUUAUAUAAAAUUUCAAAGUUGUUCUAUUAUUCAUUUAUCUUUUUAAAUAUUUAUAAGGUCUGCAGUUAGAGUUUCUGCCUUUUGUCUGUUUUCUUAAUCAGUCUUGCUGGGGGCCAUCAAUUUUAUUAGUGUUUCAGAAAAGCAAACUUUGAUUUUAUUCAUCCCUUUACCAUACUGAAAAUGUUUUGCUUAAUUUCCAAACUUAUAGUUCCACUCUGAUUAAAUAUUUGUAUAACUAAAACUCUUUGGAAUUUGUGUCUUCUCAAUGAUCAAAAAUAUGGCUAAUUUUUAUAAAUAUUGCUUCUGCACUUGAAAAGGAUAUGUAUUCUGCAUGUUGAGUGUAGUGUACCACGUCUCUCAAUUAGAUCGAGCGUGUUAAAUGCAUCCUUUAAUGAUUCUAUUUCCUUACUGAUGUUUGUUUAUUUUUCAGUGGCUGAGACACAGAUAUUAAAGUUUCCCACAAUGAUCGUCAA
Pongo pygmaeus (Bornean orangutan) is the source of this 3900-nucleotide messenger RNA. RefSeq lists its product as uncharacterized. The transcript has 21 exons. NCBI's taxonomy places the organism in Eukaryota, Metazoa, Chordata, Mammalia, Primates, Hominidae. The record is from RefSeq and is a predicted model, not a curated record. Bases 2142 to 3119 code for a protein of 325 amino acids.